Molecule: messenger RNA, 1867 nt
Organism: Pseudovirgaria hyperparasitica
Lineage: Eukaryota; Fungi; Ascomycota; Dothideomycetes; Acrospermales; Acrospermaceae
Exons: 3
Coding region: 111-1643 (510 amino acids)
Source: RefSeq, a predicted model, not a curated record
CAGUACUACCUUCUAGACUCAUAAUUGCUGUCGACCGCCAACAAAUUGGCUAUCAGUCAGGUCGCGCUGGGAGUUGUUCUGCAAUACGCACGCGCUCGUCUUCAGGUGAAAUGGCUCUGCGGCCCGACUCGUCGGGUCUACAGCAGACCCCUUCUGAACGCUACCAUGACGUGCCACCAGAAGCAUAUCAUUCGCAAUAUGGCCACGCUCCAGAAGUAGCGCCGCAGGAGAGCUAUGCGUAUGCUCUUUCGUCCCGAGAUACCCUUCCACUACAACAACACCAAUACCAGAGCCAAGACCAAUACAGUCGGUAUCAAUACACUGAAAUCUCGGGUCAAGCUGCGCCACACAGAGCAGAGCUACCUAACACUUUGGGGUUAGAGUCUGCUACUUAUGCUAAAGACGGUCCGGUCCAUGAGAUAUCUGCGAAGCAGGACGACACGCCUGGGCUAUAUGGUACUCUACCUCCGAGAACAUAUUGCGGUCUUAAGAAACGGACGCUCAUCAUCGUGACUGUACUUGUGAUAGUGGUCGUUGUGGGUGCUGUCGUGGGUGCCGUAGCUGGAGUCUUGUCAUCGCGAGGGAAGGACCCAGGCUCAGAAUCUAACAGCGGAAACGGUCAAUCUGGCGCAGGGACUCCGAACAGCACGGCUCUCAAGCCCGGGGACAGUUUCCGAGCCCUAGCAGCGACCUCCUGUGGAGGUGGUGAUGAUGCCCCUGCGAAUGUGUACCUCACGUAUCAGGACAAAGACGGUGGAAUUAAUAUUAAUUCAUCACCAGAACGCUUGGGAGGAGAUUGGCAGGAAUGGGAAAACAUCGUCAACGGCGAUCAGGUAAAGGCAAACACGCCCUUGUCCGUGACAUGCUGGACAAACGAUCAGAUCCACAUACGGAUCACCUAUGUGCGAGCGUUAGAUUCUGCUCUCACACAGGCGCGGGCAGAGUGUAAUCUGGACGAUUCCGGAUGCCAAUGGACUCUGGACGAAGCGUCCGAAGACGUUAAACUCCCAAAUGCGAAGCAGUUCGGAAUGAACUAUCAGGCUGUUGAUGGAACAGUAAAUGAUACAUUACAGCUGUACACCAUCUUAGACAACAGGCCGGCCCUCAUCGGAAACGAUUCAUCUGGCCUUUGGCUUGUCCCUCAACAAUUCACCUCAGACGACGCAGAAACGAGUGACGACUCACCAAUUGCGGCAGCUGCCACCGAUCUUGAGUCCCAUGCGUUUUGGUUUAACACGGACGGAGGACUGCGCACAAACAACGCUGAGAAUGCGGACGGCUCUGGGACCAUCGCAUAUCUCACGGACAAGACGUUCACGGACGAACCGCAGAUUGAGAGCGUUCCAGGGUCUCUAACCGCCUUCUGGGACUCUUCACAGUCUGCGUUCAAGAUAUACUGGCUGGAAGAUGAACAUCCUGUCGAGCUCACAGAGCCCUGGGGUGAUGUUAACGGUGCUCAGGCCUCGAAGACGAGUGACGAUGCUUGGAUGGCACCAGACGCUGCUGUUGGACCUGUUGCAGCCACAUAUGGAAAUGGCACUGCAAGACUGUUCUAUCUGGUGUCCGGUCAGAUUGCGGAGUUUGUUCGACACAACGGCACCUGGAGUAAGAACGACAAUCUACCGAGUACGUCGUAUACUUGAACUGGAAGGGGAAUGUCAAGUCGAUAUUACGAUAAGCAAUCUUUAGAGUCAGGUGACUCUAGUGACUACGAUUUCCUACGACCUUGAGAACACUUCCGUAACUACGAUACACCCACCAUGCCACGCCCGUCUUUCAACCUAACCCCAAUCCUAAGAACAUAUCAAACGCCGUAUAAAGGAUGUCAGUGUAUAUGCAUGAGCUUCGAUACCCUCAGGAUCCUCUU